This is a messenger RNA of Arachis stenosperma, 2909 nucleotides long. RefSeq names its product putative disease resistance protein At3g14460. The transcript has 6 exons. NCBI's taxonomy places the organism in Eukaryota, Viridiplantae, Streptophyta, Magnoliopsida, Fabales, Fabaceae. The record is from RefSeq and is a predicted model, not a curated record. The coding region runs from base 174 to 2111 and encodes 645 amino acids.
UUAGCAGUGCACAAAUAUAUGUGGGUCAAUGUUAUGGUAAAGAACGUUGUUGGUGCACUGCAAACUGCAAACCCUUGAAAUCCCUUGUGCUUGCUACAAUAGCUUUUCUCAUCACCUUCCAAUCUUUCUUUCUUGUGAUCUCAUCAUCUCCUGAACUUGAGGCUCAAAUAAUCAUGGUUGCAAAACUUCAGGGUAGAGCUUAUCUUUCAUCUUUUGUUGAUGCUGUUUUGGACAAGCUGUCUGCACUCGAUGCCAACUCAACUCCAAUAGCAAGAAAGUUAGCUGACCAGAAGUUGUUUCGAAGUCUGAGGGCAAGUCUCCGUGCAACUCGCCUUGUGCUUGAUGAUGCUGAGCAGAAGCAGAUCAGAGACCAAGAAGUCAGGAAGUGGGUAGUUGAUCUCCAAGAUGCUGUCUAUUUGGCUGAUGACCUGCUGGAAGAAAUCUCCACUAAAGCUGCUGCUGUCACUCAAAGGGAUCCAGAGAUGCCAAAGGGAAUGAGCAAUUUAAAACAUUUGAAUUCAUUGUGGCGCUAUAUUGUCGGGAGGGACAAAGAGAAUGGGAUAAGAGAAUUGGGAACACUUGACAAUCUCCAUGGCUCACUUUGCAUUUCCAACAUUGAGAAUGUCAACAACAGUUGUGAAGCUUCAGAGGCAAAGAUGAGUAACAAGAAGCACAUCAACAUUUUAGAAUUGAAAUGGCUUUCACAUUGUGAUAUUGAUAUUGUUGAUUUUCAAAAUGAGAGAGAGAUACUUAACAAGUUACAACCUCACCGAAACUUGAAAGAGUUAUCAAUUGUGGGUUAUAGGAGUGAAACAUUCCCAAACUGGUUAGGCUUAGGUCUAUCUUGUUACUCCAAUAUGACCAAAUUGAGAAUGAAUGGUUGUAUGAAUUGUCGUCAGCUUCCUUCGCUGGGACAGUUACCGUCUCUGCAGCAUCUGGAGUUAUUUGGACUUGAUGGGUUGGAGAGGAUUGGUGGUGAGUUUUACAAGAACGGUGAAUCAUCUCAUGAGGGGACGCCCUUCAGAUCCCUUCAAAGUCUGGCAUUUCAUAGAAUGCAUGGUUGGCGAGAGUGGCAUAUUCCUGAUGAGUUUGAUGGAUUUCCUAAACUCAAAAGGCUUUCAAUACAUGAUUGUCCGGUGUUAAGUGGAGAUCUGCCAGCUCACCUUCCGGCUCUGGAGCAACUUACCAUUUGGAAAUGCGAAGAGCUUGCGCUUUCACUUCAGAGAGCUCCCCAGCUUCACCAAUUACUUGUAAUGGGCACUGCGUUCUAUAUGAAUUCGGCACGGUGUGAGGUAUUAAUUUCAGAAACUCGGCAAACCAAUUCCGCAUUGAAGUGCCUGCCCCGCAUCCAAUCGUUGUAUCUCCAAGCUUUGAUAAUCAAGGAUUGUUGGUCAGCCAUAUCAAUUUCAGGAGAUUAUUUGCCCGCUACAUUACAAUAUCUCCAAAUCUGUAAUUGUUCAAAAUUAACAUUCUCAGAGCCACUGCAACACACGUGGCUAAGGGAGAUAUUUGUGUACAAGUGUGAUUCAUUGACGUUGUUUCCAUUACUGGCUCUUCCAAAUCUCGAGGCACUCUCAAUCACAUAUUGCCCCCAUUUAGUAUCCAUGCCGGAGCUAAGGUUUGUUGCGCCCCGCCUAGAGACGCUGUAUAUAGGAUAUUGCCCAGAAAUGGAUUCUUUUGGAGAGGAGUGCCUCCCGCGGAGCUUGACAACUCUUCGGAUCCAUAAUUGCCAGAAACUAGCGAGGUGGAUAACAUCCAAUGGUCUGCGGAGUCAAGGCCUUACCCAUCUUAUCCUUACUUUUUGGAAGGAAGUUAAGUCAUUCCCAAGAGAGGGUUGCCUUCCUACUUCCCUCGAGUCUCUACAAUUGUGGUACUUUUCAAAUCUGGAGACGCUAGACUGCAAGGGCCUUCACCAUCUCACCUCCCUCCAAGAAUUAACAAUUAAAUACUGUCCAAAGCUGGAGAAUUUCACACAAGAAAACCUUCCUGCCUCUGUAGCAAAACUCCGCAUUGGGGAAGAAUCUCCUUUGAGGCGCAAACUGGAAGAGAUGAACGAUCCACGAAUUCAAUCUAAACUAUUGACUUUUUUACAGGAUCCGUCAACGAUUUAGAAAUACUAAUGAGGAUUUGAGGCAAGGUGGGACUUGGAGUACACUGAAGUAAGUUUUAGCAUUUGUUCAGGUUUAUAAGAACAUAUGGAUCAGUUUGUUAUACCAAUGAAUCUGUCUAGAAUCACCAACUAUUUCAAUUACAGAAGUUGCUUCUCCUAUAAAUGAAGCAGAUAAUCAAAGAGUUUAAUGUUGCAAGAAAUUCAUAGAUAUGGUAAUGCAAGCAUUCAAUGAAAACCAGUGCAAGGAUGCCUUUUUUUUCUUAAACAUCUUGUCAGUGCUUGGCGCAACACACACUUCAUCCAUUUUCGAUGGGUUUCUUUUGAUAUAGAUCCUGAAAUUCAAUAUAGAUUUCCUUACUGGAAUUGUUGAAACUCUGACUGGGACUGCCAUUCAUUCAAGUUUCAUGAUCAACCAUCACAAGUUCAUUAAGUCCAAACUCAGUUUUACCAAGGAAUACCCUGAGUUUUGAUUGGGACCUUAGGAAUAAGAGUUGGUUGUAACUCCCCAUUCUGUAUAUAUAGAUUUUGUUCCACAUCGUUAUAUUGCAGUUCCUUCAACAAUGCUAGUGUCAAGAGAGGGCAUUGAGAUCUCCAAAUGGGAAAUAAGAGAUAAUUUCCCUAUCUGCAUUUGCCAGCACCUCUAAUAAUAUAUGUAUUUGCCUGUGAUGAAUUGAAAGAUCAGUAACAUUAAUUUUUUAAGAUAAUUUUAUAGCAUAUAUAUAUCACCUUAGAUAUGCUAGGAUGCAACUUGCAAGGAACAAAUAGUCAAGCAAUCUUGUCCUUCAACAUGAGACACUUU